AUGGGAAAAAUUAAAGAUGUUCUCAAUUCGAUCAACAAGGACGAAAAGAACAUUUCGCGAACCGGUUCCAAAGGAACUAUUGACACCAAAACCCCUCGUCGCCCUUCAAAGGCUUCUUCUAAAGAGACUGUUGAGUCCGUAGUCACUCCAGUGGUUGUAGGCAGCGAGCCUAUCCAGGAAAACAGCAGGAAGCUCAGUAUCAAGACUGAUAUCCCGGUUGAAGUUGUGGAUCGCCGAUACUCCACCGCCGAACCCCUCAGUGCGAAGAUUGUCGCUGACACUGAAAGUCAGAAAGUUGCUGCACCUGUUACUCACAAUCUGAUCAAGCACGAGGAGGUCGAAGAAAUAACCAGAGCGAAAGAGCAUGAGAGGCAUUUACACUACGUCCAGCACCAUGUCCAGCCCGUAAAAGAUAAGGAGAUACUGGAGGAGGUGCAUCGCACCCAAGUAGCACCAGUGACAGCCGUUCAUGAGAACAUUGAAGCCAGCGCUGCAGACGCCGCAGCUUAUGAGUCUCUCGGAAGUCAAUUCAAAAACGAGGUUGUCCAUGCUCCCGUGGAGAAAAAGAUUAUCGAUCAUGGUGAAAAAGUUCAGGUUAGAGAGCACCAUCACGUCCAUCACGUGGUUCAACCUGUUAUCGAAAAGGAAACCCACGAGCGACACAGAAUACACACGACCAUCCCUAUCCACCAUGUCACUCACGAAGCUCCCAUCAUUCAGCAAUCCAUUAAUCAUGAACCGUUGCAAAUGGAAGAGUUUUUGAAAAGAGGGGGCUCCGUGAGCUCUGGUUUGACACACACCGAAAUCGGCCAAACCUUACUCACCGAAAGACGUGCUAGCGUCGUCGCAACUGUUCCCAACGAGCCGGUCGCUGUGACGAGUGCCACUGCCGAACUUGAAACCGAUCUUUCCAAGAAGCUGAACAUCUGA
Puccinia graminis f. sp. tritici CRL 75-36-700-3 is the source of this 930-nucleotide messenger RNA. RefSeq lists its product as uncharacterized. The transcript has 6 exons. The coding region runs from base 1 to 930 and encodes 309 amino acids. The record is from RefSeq and is a predicted model, not a curated record. NCBI's taxonomy places the organism in Eukaryota, Fungi, Basidiomycota, Pucciniomycetes, Pucciniales, Pucciniaceae.